UGCUAGUGAAUUUGAAGAUUGGAUCAGUCCUGCGAAUACCUCAUAUAUUUGUUUCAAUAAUUUCAUCACGACUCUACGAAUUCUCCCGUCUACCAUGUCUUCGCAGAUGAUUCCGCGACUCCUUUCGUUCUCGCCCACCGCCGGUCAAUGGUCUCGGUUCCUUCAGAGCUCCUCUGUUCUGACCCAAAACCUCUUCAGACCUGUUGGGCUGUCCUUGACAAUUCCGGGUCUGCUUUCUGAUAUCUGGGAUUCUGUUCUGCGUGCCGUACCGAAGAAGAAGGUCUCCCACAUGAAGAGACGCCAUCGGCAAAUGGCUGGCAAGGCUUUGAAGGAUGUGAAGAAUCUCAAUACCUGCUCGGGUUGUGGACAGGUGAAACGCGCACAUGUUCUGUGCCCACACUGUGUAGCGGGUAUGACUCUGCUCUGGAAGAAUAGGAUGUUUCACUCGGCGUGACAACUAACCACGAGGUCUUUGGUCAAUAGAUAUCAAGAAACAAUGGGGUAAGACCCAAACGGCAUGAUUCUUACGCGCAAUCAUUAGACGAGGAAGUCGGACGAUAAAUAGAAUACGAGAGA
Messenger RNA from Aspergillus ruber CBS 135680, 576 nucleotides. Its product is annotated as mitochondrial 54S ribosomal protein bL32m. The transcript has a single exon. The record is from RefSeq and is a predicted model, not a curated record. Gene Ontology annotation, cellular component: mitochondrial large ribosomal subunit. NCBI's taxonomy places the organism in Eukaryota, Fungi, Ascomycota, Eurotiomycetes, Eurotiales, Aspergillaceae. The coding region runs from base 95 to 454 and encodes 119 amino acids. Gene Ontology annotation, biological process: translation. Gene Ontology annotation, molecular function: structural constituent of ribosome.